GCCUAGCCUACGCUGUAGAGAGGUAGAGACUAUGGAGAUACAUCGAUUAUUUUCUCACAACCGAAUUAAUCAGACAGGCAAGAAGGCAAUAAACUUUUGAGAGGGGGCGUUCCUCGCAUCCGUCCGUUUCCCCCCUCGUUCACCUCUUAUCGCCUUUACUUGUUCGCAGAGAGGGCGAAAGGUGGUUUCUCGGCAGUGGCGAUACUCUCAUUAAUUGGAAAUAAAACGCGCACACACACGGAGCCCCGCGCGGAGGCAGCAGAAGGUGUAUUUGCGCGCUCCAUCUUGCCCCCGCUUUUCUCAUCGGCGUCUUGGGAGUUGAUGAAGGAUUUUAUGAGCAUUCCAGCUGUGUGGUACUCAGCGCGACGCAUUUAUUCUUGGGCUCUGUUUUUCUCUCUUUUGGUGUGAAAUCUUCCAUUAAAAUUCGCUAACCCCGCGGUUCGCAUGAAAUGGUUCAGUCCAGCUGCAGAAGCCGAGUCUCGAUGCAUUGGGAUUUUUCUCAGCCCCGACACGAAGUGAAUCUUCCAUUUAAUACCAUCUGAUAACGUGCCUGCCAAAAUAUCCUGCCAUGUGCUCGGCUUUGAAUUCUGACGGAACGGGACUUGUACGGACCGAGUACCGAUGUAGACACAGCGGAGCGAGAAGACCGGACGGAGUGCGGAUUUUUGCGCUAAUGAAGGUGGGAUCACAGGCGCAUUAUUGGAGCCGGGUUCUGUUCUUGUACAUGGGGCUACUGGCUGCUACGGUUAAGGCUCAGAACUGCAGCUACACGCUCAACAGCCCCAAUGGGACGAUGGAGAGCCCGGGCUACCCGUACGGAUACCCCAACUACGCCAACUGCACGUGGGUGCUGGUGGCGCCAGAGCACAACCGCAUCCAGCUGGUGUUCCAGGGCUUCGCGCUGGAGGAGGACUUCGACAUCCUCUCCGUGUACGAUGGGCCGCCCAGUCCAGGAAACCUACGCACACGGUAA
Molecule: messenger RNA, 973 nt
Organism: Alosa sapidissima (American shad)
Lineage: Eukaryota; Metazoa; Chordata; Actinopteri; Clupeiformes; Clupeidae
Product: CUB and sushi domain-containing protein 2-like
Exons: 2
Coding region: 569-973 (134 amino acids)
Source: RefSeq, a predicted model, not a curated record